Pseudozyma flocculosa PF-1 is the source of this 2949-nucleotide messenger RNA. RefSeq lists its product as uncharacterized. The record is from RefSeq and is a predicted model, not a curated record. NCBI's taxonomy places the organism in Eukaryota, Fungi, Basidiomycota, Ustilaginomycetes, Ustilaginales, Ustilaginaceae. The transcript is spliced from 4 exons. The coding region runs from base 1 to 2949 and encodes 982 amino acids.
AUGCCGGAACAAAAGCGUCGCAAGGUCAUCUGCACCUGCGUCCGGUGUGGCGGCAAGGCGGUUCAUCCGCAGACGCAGCGCAACCAUCAGCUGACCUGCGUCCAACCCGUCGAUGCCAAGCCCCAGGACCGCGCCGUGUUGCCGAUGGUCGUAUACAGCAGCCACCGGAGCUGCCCGAAGACCAAGGCGACGGCAACAGUCAGAUCACCACCUACGCCCACAGCCACGCCCACACCAACGCCACCGCCAUCGCCCUUAGGCUUCACCGCAAGCCAGGCCUUCACGCUCGCCAUCAGCGACUCGGACAGCCAAGGGCAAGGCCAACUGGGCUCGGCCCUCUCCAAGCUCGACCCCGGCCGCAUCCUGGCCGACGAGGUGAUGGCGCGCACCUCCGACCCAGCACAGUUGCUUGAUCCUGAGCUGCCCAACUGCAUCAAGGCCUUCCUCUGGCAUGUUGUUCGGCAGCGGUCCCACUAUAGCGCCUCGGAGGCUGGGUGCGAGGCGAUGCUGCGCUUCGGUCGCAACAAUCUCUUGCUGGCGCUCGGGAGCACAGCCAAGAUCCCCGUCCGCUACCCGACUCUGCGCAAGCACCUCGGGCUCGACCGCGACCAUAUCGUCGCCUACCCGGUCUGCCCGAAGUCGACCUGCUCGAGCCUGUCGCCGCCGUUGCCCGAGCAGCCAUCCUUGCCAUCAGCAAGCGCUCCGCCAACAGCAAGCGGUCCGCCAACACCACCGCCCGCGCCUACCUGCAUGCGCUGCUCCAAGGGGCUCCCCCUGGACAGGCCCGUGUUCGUCUACCUGCCGCUCGAGGCAUGGCUACGCGGCCUGGUCCAACAACCCGAUGUGCGCGAGACGCUCGGCGGGUGGCGAGCCCGAGGGACUCCAUCCCCGCCCUUCGCCGACACCACCACGCCUCUGGCUGAUGUCUACGACGGCGAGCUGUGGGACCAAGAGCGACACUUCCUCGACUCCGGCAACGACGGUGACAUCAACCUCCUCCUCUCCCUGUUGGUCGACUGGUUCCAGCCGUUCAACUUCACGGCGGAAUCCUACUCAUGCGGGCCCAUCAUCCUCUCGGUCCUCAACCUACCGUCGUCGCUGCGCUUCAAGCCGGAGUAUCAGCAUCUCGCUGGCAUUGUGCCUGGACCGAGUGAGCCAUCGUGGUCGACAUUCUCAAGCUUCAUUGAGCCCCUCGUUGCCGAGCUUCUGCGCCUGCAGGACAGCGUCCAGAUCGAGCUCCAGGCUUCGUCGUUGCCCACAGAGUCCUCCGUGGACCCCGUCCGUCCCACCCCAUCCACCGGCACCACUGCCUCCACCGCCGUGCUCCGGGCCAAGCUGGUCCUCUUCGUCGGCGACUCGCCGGCCCGCACCAAGGUCUGCGGCUUCAACCCGCUGUCGGUCAAGGUGGCAACGUGCCCGUACUGCAAAGCCGGGAAAGGGGACUUCCAGCAGGUGGCGCUCGGCACUGCUCGGCCUGAGGAUCGCGACCCGGACGAGCAUCAGCAAGACUCGCUCGCCGCUCGGGGCAGCAGCGACGCGGCACAGCGCGAGGCGGCGCUCUCCACUGGCGCCAGGUACUCGGCGCUGUACGAGCUGCCAUACUGGCAGAGUGUCACCAUGGCCCCCGUGGAUGCGAUGCAUGCUGUCUACCUCGGCCUAGUCAAGCGCAUCUGGCACCAGCUGCUCGUCAAGCGCGGCCUCCUCUCCAACCGCGACAUUACCGCUGUGCAAGCUCGCAUCAAGGCCGCCACCGUGCCGUCAACGCUUGCCAAGCUCUCAAUCCGCGUCUGGCGGCUCGCCCACCGCAGCGCAAUCCGCAACGACAUGAGCGACGCCGCCUGGAUCCACAAGGACAACGACGACGCCGAGCAUUGGACAUGGUUGGCCCACUCGGAGCAAGCCGGGAACAAGGCCGCCGAGUCGCAGGUCACCUCGCACGAGGCCCGCUUCGUGCAUCGAGGCUGGCUGUUCCGCGACGUGAUCGUGCGGCUCGCCAUCGUCGUCAACUACCUGCACCAGCGGGUGCUGACACACGCCAACAUCGAGUUUGUUGCUCGACAGCUGCGCCAUCUCCACUGCUGCCUCGCCCACAUCUCGCCCAUUGUCUACAACGGGCACAUCCUCUCGCACAUGGGGCCGCAGCUACGCCGAUACGGUCUGCCCCGCGCCUUCUGGGCGUUCAACACCGAAAAGGCCAACCAGGUGCUGUCGCGGUCAACACGGCCUAGCAACAAGAAGCACGGCCAAGUUGGGCGAUCGCUUCACAAGGCAUGGGGCAACCGCGGACGAGCAGAGCUGAUCAAAGGGCCCUUGGAGGAGCGUCGGGAAGGAGUCGCGCUUGCCAGCCGCACUUGCGAGCGGCAGCGGACGUACGACGACACCAUCCUUGCGCUUGAGGUGGCGCUGGGCUCAAAGAUGACGUCGCCGUUGCCACCCGACCGCUACGCCGACCUCAUCAACAUGCUCCGCCGCACCUAUCCAGCCCAAGACUUCAUCCGAACGACGGUCAAGAUCCAGUCGCGCGCUGUCGAGGUGAGGAACGCCGUGACCACCCACGCCAGCCUAUCGAUCAAGGGGCUCUACUUCCGCUCGUCGGCCGCCGACAUCCUCUCCGCGCCAGGUGACUCGUUCGGCUUUGCUCGCUGGCCGACGGCAGAUGAUCUUGUGCCGAUCCAGCUUGUGCAGAUCUUCAGCCACCAGCACCGGCUACCAGCAACCCCCGCCUCCGCCGACCCCAUCACCACCUACGGCGCCGUCGCGCGGAUCUUCAGCAAGCGAGCAACGCCUUCCUGGCACUCGGCCGACGCAGUCAAGCCAUCUGCGGCACCCACGCAGGUCAGGCUCGACGCCUUCAAUACCGCCAUCAUCCCUAUCGAUGCACUGGUGGCCAACGCUGCUCUCGUCCCACUAGCCAACAGACAAGAGGCGGUCGUCAAGAUGGUCAUGUGA